AUGAAACGUCUCAUUUUGGCAGCCAUCCUGGUAAUCGCACUCGCUGGGGCGCAUCCCAGAUCGAAUGAAUUGCCAACAAUGUGCUCGCUGUGUAAAGACGCAGUGGACGUGGUUGUACGAAUGCUGGAUAAGUCGUUACCAGAAAUUGAAAAGAUAUACGUGGCUGAGUGCGAGGUGGCUUUUUCUUUCUUGCCGUUCUUUCAAGUAGAAUGUCAAGCGCUAGCAACAAGAGACAUCCCACCCAUCAAGCGCUACCUUGAAUCUGGAACUGCUCCAGAGGACGUGUGCCGAAAACUGAAGGCGUGUUGA
Messenger RNA from Ostertagia ostertagi, 309 nucleotides. The record is from the annotation of a GenBank genome assembly. Lineage: Eukaryota; Metazoa; Nematoda; Chromadorea; Rhabditida; Trichostrongylidae.